Molecule: messenger RNA, 1256 nt
Organism: Tuber aestivum (summer truffle)
Lineage: Eukaryota; Fungi; Ascomycota; Pezizomycetes; Pezizales; Tuberaceae
Source: the annotation of a GenBank genome assembly
UCAGAGGUGGGAAUAGUUGCAGUUGCGAUUGGUGGUAUGCACGGCUUAGCCUUAUCGCACGAGGGGAGGGUGUACUCGUGGGCCGUCAAUGAUUAGUGCGCCCUUGGGAGAGCGACCACCCAUACACCUCCGACCGGGUUUGUGCGUUCAGGUGAUGAUGGCAACAGCGACAAUGAUGGCGAAGAGCGCUUGAAUCCAUUGGAAAGUACGCCAAUGUUGAUUACAGGGCUCCCGGAGGGGACAGUAGUCUAAUUAUCUGGAUCGCUGCCGGUGAGAGUAUUUCGAUCGCUGUUACGGACGCCGGCCAAGUUUGCGGGUGGGGAACAUUCAGGGUAUGUGAUAAAUUCUCCAUUCAGGGUUAGUACGGUUCAUUUAUUGUUUAGUGCGACGGCGGCAUUCUCGGAUUCAAUGACAGGACAAGUGCUCAGCAUGUCCCAGCCUUGCUACCUACGCUCAAGAGCAUCGUUCAGGUCAGUAUUGGUACUGAUCACGUCCUUGGCCUUACGAAGGAAGGAGAGGGGUACGCGUGGGGCAAUGGUCAGCAAUUCCAGCUUGGGGGGCGUGUCCUCGAGAGGAAUCGCCACAUCGGGCUGAUCCACCGCCGGGUGUCCCUUCCCCGGUGCCAAGUCAAGCAUGUCGCGACCGGUUCAUAUCAUUCUUUCGCAAUGACCCAAGACGGCAGGGUCUGGACGUGGAGACUCAAUCAAUAUGGCCAAUGCGGGAUAUACAACCGCGGCCCGGCGGCGAGGAAAGUACCACCAUUCCCGUCCCUACUAUCACCCAGAGUCUGGUGCAGUACACAAUCGACCAGAUAUCCGCCAGAGAGCAUCACUCAACCGCCCUGACCAUGGACGGUGUGCUCCUGGUCUGGGGCCGCCUUGAUAGUGGACAACUCGGUAUAGACCCCGCGGCACUGCCAGUAGAAGAUAUCGCCCAUGACGCAGAGAGCAACCCCUGCUAUCUCAAGACCCCAUGGGCCCAGCAUCAGGUUGUCCUCCAUUGGCUGUGGCAUGCACCACAAUAUUGCCGUCUUGAUCGAGGGACAAGCGUACUCUUGGGGUUUCGGUGGCAGCUAUCAGACUGGCCUCAGCCCUGGGGCCACGGACGAGAUCAGGACUCCUACAACGAUUGAGAACAUGGCAACCAGAGGUGUCAGAAUGGCUUUCCCCGCUGCCGGUAGGCAGUUCUCCAUCCUCGCUAGAAUCCCCACAAAACCCGCUAAUUGCAGUUAUCGGGGUGCUGAUACGGAUGGUAAU